Messenger RNA from Cyphellophora attinorum, 1056 nucleotides. RefSeq lists its product as uncharacterized. The record is from RefSeq and is a predicted model, not a curated record. Lineage: Eukaryota; Fungi; Ascomycota; Eurotiomycetes; Chaetothyriales; Cyphellophoraceae. Bases 1 to 1056 code for a protein of 351 amino acids. The transcript is spliced from 3 exons.
AUGGGAAGUUCGCUGCCGCUUUCAGCCUACGACCAGUCUUAUGGCCAUGGUCGCACCCGUCAGCUACGAGAUCUGGCUACAUCCGACACACGAUUGCGCAAGAUCGCCGAACAUCAGACUGCAGACAUGAGGGAUCCAAUUCACCAUCCUCUAAGCACAGCUAUUCUCUCCCCCAACGAGGGAUCGAUGUCUGGUCCCACUCAUGCAAGCCGUCGACAUUCUAUCGUAGCUGGCACACAGGACAAGGAUGGCAGGUCCAGUGCCUCCCGGCACCGCUUCGACAGCAUGGAUCCUGAUCGAGUCCUAGAGCCAUCGACUUCCGUUCGUCAUCUACCCGAUACUGUCAGUAUGCUGUCGCGACAGUUGUCGCGACGAGAUCGUGACCCACCCAGUCGAGACCAUGAGGAUGAGUCAAGCCCGAGCCCAGAUCGCGAAGCUAAAAGCGAUAGACAACGUGACAAAACGCGCAGGCAUAUCUCAAGGCACGAUGACCCCUCAUUGAGCCGUUCACCGCCGACAUCAUACCCUCUGGACUACAUGAACCGACACUUGAAGGCAAUGGAUUUCUCCUCACGCGAAAGACCGCGUUCGCCAGAAGUGAUGACCUCGUCACGUCGGCCCUCUGAUGCAAGCUCGAUUGACCAUUUGAUCAAGAAUAAGUUCGACUUCAAGGCGGAUGUAAUCAGCACUGUCCCCAGCUCAGACCGUCACUCAGAAGCCACAACCAUAAUGACGCGAGUGCUUGGCACCGUUGAUACUGGGAGUGACUACAAUGUCAUACACAAAGACGUCAUUAGAAGAGCGAAGAUCGAUCCAUCCAAGAUCAAGGUGUUGAAGGAGAAGCCGGAUGUCGAGGGCUUCGAAGGCAUGAAGUAUCACCUUGACCGCACAGUCGAACUCGACUGGGGUCUGGCGAGGAAGAACGGCAUCAAGACCUACCGCUCCACCUUUUACAUUGUCGACAAAUUGCCUGACGACCUCGAAAUGGUCGUCGAGAAAGGCUAUUUGUUACAGAAGCUUGAAAAAUUGCGAGCUCGAGAUCGUUCGAGACGCUGA